AUGGGCAGGCAGGACGAGGCCCAGGAAGACGAUGAUCAGAUCAAGAAGCAAACCUACAACGAUGAUGCCGAGAUUGAGGGCCAGAACAACAACAAUACCAAUGAUGAGGGCAAAGAAGGACAAAAGCAACAUAAUAGCCCCUGGACAGUCUCACCAUGCACGCAUUGUCUCCUCUCCAAGUGGACGUGCGUGCCCUACUGGGAUGGCUCAAGGACAUUCCAGAUGUUAGUUUUUUGA
Molecule: messenger RNA, 237 nt
Organism: Penicillium hordei
Lineage: Eukaryota; Fungi; Ascomycota; Eurotiomycetes; Eurotiales; Aspergillaceae
Exons: 1
Coding region: 1-237 (78 amino acids)
Source: RefSeq, a predicted model, not a curated record